AUGCUAACCAAAGGAAACACAGUCAAUGGUCCCACACAUUAGACACACUAUACUACAAGGCAAGUCGGAAAUAGCAGAGACCAUCACACAAAUAGUAACAAUACAAUCAGCAACAAUAAUAAUAGCAAUUUGAUCUUAGUAAACAAAGAAAAUAAAUUUUAGAACUUGCUAGCAGCAGUAGAGCUUAAUCGAACAGGAUAAGGUGAGUCAAGAAGGCAAGGCACUGCAGGUCCAAUGCAGGGUUUAAGCAAAGAUCAUUAUCAAUCGCAUAGAGAAUUCGGGCGAGAUUUAUCUAAUAAUGGUGGUAACUCAGGCACUUCGCAUUAAAAUCCUCAGAUUAUCAAUGCGAAACUCUUGAAUCACCCUUAAAUAGUCAGUUCCACUACUAAUUAAGCAAGUGGUAGCAAUAUAAAUUUGUUUAAGAACUUCAUAUCUUAGUAUCAGUCUCAUGGAAGCGGGAGUGCCAGUAAUGCACCUAAGGGCAAUACUUCUCACGCUAAUAAUCAUCUAUCAAAACUUGAUCUCAAUAAGAUCAAUAUCUCCACCCACUAAACUAAUUACCCCUCUCAGAGAGGAGUUGGUUCCACCUCAGCCAAUACCAUAAAUCAUUCUGGUAAUACCACAGCAAAUACUAAUCAGGUUAAUAUAUCAACCUCUAAUCAUCAUAACUCAGCAUUGAUAAAUAUAGCAGAAGGCGAAAAUAGUAGAGCACCAUCCUCGUAAGGAACUAAUCUAAAAAUGUUUGAUAUGAGUGGGAAUUCCACAGGCGGUGCUGGUGGUUCUAGAAAUUCGCAUCAAAUGUAAUCGUAAUAAAGUGUAGCUCAGAUGAAUAAUCACAUUAGAGAGUAACUUAGAGGUAAACACGGAUCAUCAAGUCAUCAUGGUAAUAAUGCAGGAAGUACAAGAAGAAAUGGUAUUGGUGAUGAGUUUCGCAGAGUUGGUUAACAAUUGACAACAGAGUUGCCAACAAAGCUUAAGGAUGAGGAUAAAGCUGGCGGCAAUACUUCUUUAGUCGCUACUGGAGCUCAUAAUAACUCAGGCAUCGCUUAAGGAGGUGCUUCGACCAGUAUCAUCAUGUCUAAUAAACAACCAAGCGGAACUAUAGUCAGCAGAUAAGCAGCAGCUUAACACAUUCUUUAAUAGAAAACCAUGGCAGGCAAAUUAAACAACAUGAUGAAUUCUAAUACUUAGAGAGCAGCUUACAGCUCACAUUAAAGCCAUUAAAACUCUACUUUUUAGCAGGUAUAGUCACUUCAAGCCUCGUAGAUACACUAUAAAUUAUUGGCUACUAAGAAUAGCUUUUAAAAUAACAACAAUAACAGUGGAGUGGUAAAUUAAAAUAAUAGCAAUAACAAUGUCAAUGUUAAUAUGAUGAACAACACCAAUCAUAGUAACAAUAUAGAGGAUAAGGAAAACAAGAGAGAGUUUACUAAUCGCUAGGCAAAUGCAGCGCCCACAUCAGCACACAGUUCAAGUAGCAUCUUAAAGCGAUCUAAGACAACAGAUCCAUCCCGAGCACCACUGAGAUAAAAAGAGAACGUUCCACCCUCAUCUUAGUAAGUUAUACAGCCAGCAUAAAACAUUCAAGCCCCGUAAUCAACUACCUCCUCAGCUUAGCCAGAGUAGCUAUUCAAGGAGCACCUGCCUUAAGAUAUACAGCAGCCUAAGAAAUUAUCUCAGGAGACAUUUGAUAUGGUGGCAUAAAUUAUGGAGGAUCGAAGGAAAGAGCGAAUGAAGACAUUGACCAGAAAUCUUGAGGUGUGUGAUCUUCUGGACAUGAGGAAUCCUUAGAGUGUGGCUGAAUACGCACCACAGAUAUAUAAAAACAUGCAUUUAGAGGAGGUUAACCACUUGUAUCCUAAGGACUUUAUGAGUAAUUAGGCUGAAGUAACUGAGAAAAUGAGAGCAUAUUUGAUCGACUGGCUUACUGAACUUCAUAUCAAAUUUAAACUAUGGCCAGAAACUCUUUAUGUAUGCGUUGGCCUCAUUGAUAAGUUCUUGAUGGUCGAGAAUGAUUUUAAGAAGAGAGAUCUAUAGUGUCUAGGUUUGACAGCCUUGCACAUAGCAGGUAAAUAUGAGGAAAUCUAUCCACCUACCCUUAAGGAUCUGCUUAGAGUUACUGACAACGCAGUUACUAAAGACCAAGUCCUGAAGCUGGAAUUCAAGAUGCUGCAGAACCUUGACUUCAAUGUGACUUUCCCUUCAAUGUUCAGAUUCAUGGAGAGGUAUUCUCGAAUCGCCUAGGUCAACGAGAGAACUCAGCUGCUGUCUGCCUAUCUCUGUGAGAGCUGUCUCUUAGACUGUACUCUAAUGAAGGAGAAACCCUCUAAGUUGGCAGCAGUGUCUCUCUACGCAGCUCAAAGAGUAAUGAAGGGAACCUAAGCUACAGUGUGGAACGCAACUCUGAGUAAAAAUACAUCUUACAAAGAAGAUGAAGUAAGAGGCAUGGCUAUAGACCUGCUGCAGUUCAUCAAAAACGUUGAAAAUUCAUCCCUCCAAAGUAUAUAUAAAAAGUAUUCGUCCCAGAAAUAUCUGGAGGUGGCUAGACUCCUAGAAUGA
Stylonychia lemnae is the source of this 2559-nucleotide messenger RNA. The record is from the annotation of a GenBank genome assembly. Lineage: Eukaryota; Ciliophora; Spirotrichea; Sporadotrichida; Oxytrichidae.